Messenger RNA from Aspergillus calidoustus, 2020 nucleotides. NCBI's taxonomy places the organism in Eukaryota, Fungi, Ascomycota, Eurotiomycetes, Eurotiales, Aspergillaceae. The record is from the annotation of a GenBank genome assembly.
CUACUGGCCAGUCAAGACCAACAAGCCAAGCAUGCGCACGCUAAGACACGCUAGCCCGGCCCAUCGCGUCCCCUCACGGUUCACCCUUGCCGAGGCUGGCCGCUGACGAGCUUCGCCCCCAUCCAGACGCACUUUAGAUGCAGAUCGCACGGGACGACCGCCAGCGUGCCCAAACAGAUUGCUCUUAAUGGGCUGCUGAAGCCAUUUAAUCUAUUCUCACUGCGCUUAUCAAUAUGUCCGACACGAUUACGGGGCUAUAUAUCCUCGCGUCGACCCUGUGGUCGGCGCUGACCGCUCGUUGGCAGGCAGUGACCGCGCUGUUUCUGAGUCUUUGGCAGUCAGCGACGAUGAAGCUCUUUGCACCGUUUAAGACGGCUCCCUUGAUGGCGGCGGUUAUCAUUGCCAAGGCGCAUUAUCCUGCCCUGCCCGAGGAUCUAACGACGCCGGUGCAGCAGAGGUUGGCGGUUUAUGGGUUGAAUUCUGUGUCCAUUGGAUGGAACACGUAUACCCAGCUGGACGAGUCAUGCGUCCGAUUCGGGACCGAGAGGGAUAACCUCGACCACCAGGUCUGCACGGUCGGAAUGUCAACUACAUACCCGUCCUCGCGGACCUACGAGAACAGGGUAAUCCUUCAAGACCUGAUACCAGGAACAACAUACUACUACAAGAUCGUCUCCACAAACUCAACAGUGGACCACUUCCUCAGCCCACGCACACCGGGCGACAGGACCCCCUUCAGCUUCAACGCCGUCAUCGACCUCGGCGUCUAUGGCGAAGACGGGUUCACGAUACAAGGCGACAAGACGAAGAAAGAUACGAUUCCGCGGAUAAACCCCGCGCUGAACCAUACGACAAUCGGGCGGCUGGCGAACACAGUCGAUGACUACGAGUUUAUCAUUCACCCGGGCGACUUUGCGUACGCGGACGACUGGUUCCUGUCGCUGGAUAAUCUCUUCGACGGCGAAAAUGCCUACCAGGCCAUCCUCGAGAAUUUCUAUGAACAGCUCGCGCCGAUUGCGGGCCGGAAACCAUACAUGGCGUCCCCCGGGAACCACGAGGCCGCCUGCCAGGAGAUCCCACAUACAACGGGACUCUGCCCCGAUGGGCAAAAGAACUUUACAGACUUCAUGCACCGCUUCGGGAACACCAUGCCAACGGCAUUCCCCUCCCUCUCAACCAACACCACCGCAAAGAUCCUCGCGAAUAAAGCGCGCCUCCUCGCACAGCCACCCUUCUGGUACUCGUUCGAAUACGGCAUGGCGCACGUCGUCAUGAUAAACACGGAAACGGACUUUGAAGCUGCGCCGAGCGGACAGGGUGGAUCGGCUGGAUUAAACGGCGGUCCCUUUGGGACGCAGAAUCAGCAGCUCGAGUUCCUGGAAGCGGAUCUCGCGAGCGUCGAUCGACAAGUCACACCCUGGGUCAUCGUUGCGGGCCAUAGACCGUGGUACACGGCCGGCCUCGCCUGCGGACCGUGCCAGGAAGCUUUCGAGGAUAUACUGUAUGCCUACGGCGUCGACCUCGCUAUCUUCGGGCACGUGCACAAUUCGCAGCGCUUUCUUCCCAUCUACAACGGAGUCCUUGAUCCACGGGGUAUGCAAGACCCGAAGGCACCCGUGUAUAUUGUUGCCGGGGCGGCGGGGAACAUCGAGGGGCUUGUGAAGGUUGGAAAGAAGAGUGGUGAGGGGUUGGUGUUUGCGGAUGAUGAGGAGUAUGCGUUUGCGAGGGUUAGUGUGUUGGACGAGUGGAAUUUGGGGAUUGAGUUUGUGGGUUCUGCCACGGGGGAGGUGCUGGAUAGCAGUUUGUUGGUCAAGGGGCAUGGGGAGAGGUUUGUUAGGCAAUGAUUGGAUCAUAUUGGAUGGCUUUGGAUAUACCGUGGACGGAGGAUCUAAUUGGAUAUACUACGCGGGUAUAUAUGGUGCUCCCUCACUGCGAUCGUCUUUGCUAUACAUAUACAUGUACAAUGCAGAACACCUGGAAAUUAUCCAUUCAAACUAUGGGACACUCCCAGAAAACCUGC